This is a messenger RNA of Propithecus coquereli (Coquerel's sifaka), 2218 nucleotides long. RefSeq names its product UBAP1-MVB12-associated (UMA) domain containing 1 (gene UMAD1). The coding region runs from base 102 to 515 and encodes 137 amino acids. The transcript is spliced from 4 exons. The record is from RefSeq and is a predicted model, not a curated record. Lineage: Eukaryota; Metazoa; Chordata; Mammalia; Primates; Indriidae.
UCCCCGCGGCAACUUGACCCCGGAAGUGGGGUGUCGUGCUAGUGAGCGGGUGCAACGGGGGACUGCGGCGCGAGCCUCAGAUAUCAGCAGCAGCAGAAACAAUGUUUCACUUCUUCAGAAAGCCUCCAGAAUCUAAAAAGCCCUCAGUACCAGAGACAGAAGCAGAUGGAUUCGUCCUUAUAGGAGAUACAUCAAAUGAGCAAAGAAUGUCAGCAAGAGGUAAAACUCCAGAAGUUGAAGGCAACCAACCACUGGAGACUGGCAAAGAAAAUCCUUCCAGUGUGACUGUAUCAGGCUGUGAGACGGAAAAUAAGACAGGCCAGACUCUGGAGAACACCUCGUUAAUGGCCGAGCUCCUGAGCGAUGUACCCUUCACCCUGGCUCCACACGUGCUGGCUGUGCAGGGCACCAUCACCGACCUUCCUGACCACUUACUCUCCUAUGAUGUCAGCAAAAACUUAUCACGAUUUUGGUAUGAUUUCACUCUUGAAAAUUCAGUGCUCAAUGCUCUGUGAUUCACAAUAUUUAUGUCUGUGUGCACCUUAACAGCUUUAAAAGUCUGCCUCCUUUAUUUAACCUAUUUGAUGCUCUUUACCAUUUCACUGUUUAAAGGCCCUCAGCAAAGCAAGGAGCAUAAAGCAAAGAAAAUAUCAUUAUGCUUAUUGCUAUGUUUUUUAGAAUAAGGUACAUUUGUAUAAUAAUUGAACUUCAGUUCUACUUCCUUUCUCCCACAUAAUAUAAAAAUUAGGCUGUGAAGGUUUUCUGAAAAGAGUAGAUUCCUUCAGCCGGUCUCUCAAACUGUAACACCUCAGGUUUAUCUUAGAAGAACUGUGAAAAAGAACUGUGGCAUUUUUUCAUUACCACAGCUCUGAAGUCUAAGCUCCAAGUGAGUGUGAAGUCACUUCUCUGGCUUGAAGGAAGCUCGAAUUCAUGUUAUUCCCUUUUUUCUUCCAGAGUGUUUAUGAAUGAAUUCAGAAAAAAAAAAAUUGCCAGUUAGUUAUAUUUCUUCAGUCUCACUUUAGACAUAUUGAUGUGGAAAUUUAAAACUUUCCCUAAACAGCAAUGGUAAUUUGCUGAUACAAGAAUGCUAUAACUGCUCUGGAUGCUGUUUCAUGAGUAGCACAUUUUCUUUUUUUCAAACCCAUCGCAACCCUUUUUCACCUUGGGUGACUCCUGUUUUGCUGCCUUUGUUCUCUACCUUUUUGCUACUUCAGAGUAUGCUCUAAGACCAGCUUUCCAAAGGACUUACCCCGCUUUUGCCUCGGUUGGCAUUUGCUCUCCUUACCACAUAUGUUCCCAGUUUAUGAAGAAAUCCAUGUUUCCUUUUCAACCUCUCUGCCUUCUAAAGAAAAACAUCUCAUGAUCAUACAUAUUAUUGAUGAUAACACCCUUAUUUAGAAAUCUGUUGGCCACAAUACAGAUGGAAAUGUUCUACUGCUCGAAAAACUGAAAUUGACUCAUUUCCAAUUAGAAUGUAGGCAAAAACACCUACAUAUGACUUUUAGUUCUUGAGUAUUUAUUAUUUAUUCCAACUAAGACAGAACUGCCAUCGGUCAAUAAACCGUAAAGGGAAGAGGUAAAUUGUGAUACAGACUGUUCUAUGCCAUUGAAAAUUUAAAUCACAUUUGUUUCAAUUACCAGCAACAUGAUUUAUUAAUUCUGUGCCAAAUUUUAAGUAUAUUUUUUCACAAAGAUAGAGUGCCAUAGUAAAACUAAACACUGUGCAUAAAGGUACAUGAAUUAUUCAAGUUUUAAUGUGUUAUGCAUGUUUGUUUAAUAAAUGUGGCAUGGUCUUGAUAAAAAUGCUGUAUUAUUUAAAAGUUGAACAUUUCUGUUGACAAAAAUAUGCUUCAUUUACAAAUAAUGUUACCAUAUGAGGUUAAUGAUUAAAUUAGAUCUUCACAUAAUUUUUUCAUAAAACAUCAGUCUUAGAAAUACAACUUAUUAUCGAGACAAAUGUGAACAUUUUGUAGCAGUUUUGUGAAAGUACAUUCUUUUUAAAUAUCCACCUUACUGUAUCCUUAAAACUAAAUGUAAGCAUAUAGUCAAUUUGUCUAAUUUAUAUGUUAGAUUUUGUCUAAAAUACUUGUACAUUUCAUUAAUAUUUAUGUCUACCAUAUUAUAAAUGUGCUUAUAAGUACCUUCAUUUGUCUCUAAAAAUUGUUAUAUUUAAAUAAAUGUGAAUUAAAAUAUUUUGAUUAUUUUCAGUCCAGAAAAA